Knipowitschia caucasica is the source of this 1287-nucleotide messenger RNA. The record is from the annotation of a GenBank genome assembly. NCBI's taxonomy places the organism in Eukaryota, Metazoa, Chordata, Actinopteri, Gobiiformes, Gobiidae.
AUGCAGUCAGGUCACCGCAUGAGCCACAGCCAAGCCGCCACGGGACCACCCAACCCCAGCCCCGUGGAGCGCAGCCGCGCACAGGAGGAGCCUGACCUCCCCGUGGAGAGGAAACUAGUGGGGAACACACUUGAUGUAGCGGUACAAAGGCUGAGGACCCCGAGCCCACAGGUGGGCGAUGACGACUCGGAGGCUGAGUCUUUUCGAGACGGGAGAAGUGAGGAGGUGGACCGGGACACCAGGACCAGGGCGCACGCGUGGUGUAGGGACUUUCUGUCCGGAUCCUGGAAAAGCUUACAUGAAGAGGAUUUUCAAAUCAGCAUCGUCAGUGGUGGGCUGAGUAACCAGCUGUACCUGUGCUGCUUACCUGAGCAUGUGCCUGUGGAGGGAGAGGAGCCCCGACGGGUGCUCCUCAGGAUCUAUGGUGCUAUCCUACAGGGUGUGGACUCACUGGUGUUGGAAAGUGUCAUGUUUGCCAUACUUGCAGAAAGAACUCUUGGACCAAAACUUUAUGGCAUAUUUCCAGAGGGACGUUUAGAGCAAUACCUCCCGAAUACUCGAAUGCGCACUGAUCAACUCUCACAACCAUCGAUCUCAGCUGAGAUUGCUACUAAAGUGGCCCGCUUCCAUAACAUGGUCAUGCCUUUCAACAAAGAGCCCAAAUGGCUUUUUGCCACCAUUGACAAAUACAUGGAUCAAGUGAUGAAACUUCAAUUUAACCGAGAAGCACAUGUCAAAAAGUAUAAAAAGCUGAUGAAGUUGGACCUGCCCGGUGAACUGGAGAGGCUACGUGCUUUACUGGCUGCCACUCCCUCCCCUGUGGUGUUUUGUCACAAUGACGUCCAGGAGGGUAACAUUUUGAUGCUGGACGAUAGGGACCAAUCCUCAAACGAUUGCCUCAUGCUGAUAGACUUUGAAUACAGCAGUUAUAACUACAGAGGUUUUGAUUUUGGGAACCACUUCUGUGAAUGGAUGUAUGAUUACACAUAUAACCAAUGGCCUUUUUACAAAGCCUCGCCUGAGAAUUACCCGUCCAGAGAGCAGCAGCUUAAUUUCCUUCGAAGUUAUUUGGCAGAACAACAAGGGCACUCUGACAUGAAGAUGGACCAGACUCGGGUUGAAGAAGACAUGAUCAUUGAGGCCAACAGAUAUGCUUUAGCGUCUCAUUUCCUGUGGGGGCUGUGGUCAAUCAUCCAGGCUAAAAUAUCCAAGAUUGAAUUUGGAUAUAUGGACUAUGCUCAGUGUCGUUUUGAUGCCUAUUUCAAACAGAAGAAGCUUUUCUCCUAA